ACUUGGUUGCGUUAUAUGCUGCCAAAGAAUCUUCUUAAAGAUUUAUAUAAAUAAUUAUGUUCAAGUAUUCUUGGAAGUAACACUUUCCUACUGCUCAAUAUGAUAUGCAUGUGGGUGUAUCACUUGCUGGUACGGAGUACGUUUUUAAGCUCUACUAUGAUAUACAUGUGGGUGUAUCACUUGCUGGUACGGAGUAUAUUUGAAGGAAAUGCAAGAUACAUGUUUUUCGUAUGCUUUCUCUGCGUCUUCUAAUUGCUACUUUUGUGUAAAUAACUUAUGCACAUGUUUCCGAUCUAGCGCUAAUAACGGUCCUUGAAUGACAUCAGAAAUAUGCACUAUCCCUCCAAGAUCUAUAAUGUUUUCUUUAGUUUAUACUAAUUUUUCUUAGCUCGAUUGUGAUGAAAGAUUCAAGCCUAUUGGAACCACUCUCGAGUCCGCUUCCUGGAAAGACCAGUACUGGUGUCAUAUGAGAAGCCCAGUGGGGCUCAAACCCUGUAGAUAUGAAAUGUUAUAAGCCAUAGACGGCAUGUCCUGCCCCCAAGGCUGCGUGGAUUAGGUCUCUGACUAUGACUGAUGGGCACCUGUGACCUUCUUCCUCUGUUGUUUUAUUUUUGUUUGAUUUAACGUCAUACUGACACAUUUAUAGGUCAUAUGGUAACUUUUCAGCUUUUCGUGGUGGAGGAAGACCCCACCCAUUUGCCCCUCCGGGCAUUAUUUUAGCAUGGGCGGGUAACUGGAUAGAACCAUCGAUCUUCCGUAAGCCAGCUGGAUGGCUUCCUCUACUUGUAUAAUCAUAAAGUUACCAUAGGACAAUUGCUGACAUAUGUUUUCAGUAUCACUUUACGACCAAUAACAACAGUUUUUUGUUGAAACAGAGUCUUUAUAUAACGCAUCUAAAUGAUAGUAAGUUGCGUUAAUUAAAUGAAAGUAGGAAUAUACUGUUUAUCGUGUAGCAAUGCCUCCUCCUCUCUUGGUUGAAACAUAUUGUUUUGGUUUGUCCUCCAUUUUUCAUCUAUGUUUAUGUCGGUUCUUCAAAAAAUCGUGUCCGUUUCGUAUUUGUUUUCAUCUUCUUGAAGCCCUUUUAUUAGUAUAAUAAGACGAUGUACAGAACGCAGUCAUGACAGUGUAGGGCGAGACCAGAUGUCAAACAGGCAGUCGUUUGUGUGCGUUCAAUGUAGCUAAGCACCUUGAACAAUUUACAUAUUACAUGGCAUACAUGUCCCUCAAACUGAAACUAUGUAACUUUCAGCCAUGUAAAGAGAAGAAAGAUCUUCUUGAAAAGUUUGCAAGAUUGUUUUAAUAAUUUGGCAAAUCAAUCUGACAUAUUAAUAACAUGUCAACGCUGUACGUCAGAUAAUGUAUUUGACGUCAGGUUUAUAUGUUUUUACUUCUUUAAAGGUUUUUGGAUACCUUUGGAGUUAAUAUUUAAUGUCGUAAACGAUGUACAGAUGUACAUUUUGCUGUCAUGAUGGGUAAAGAUUAAUGUCAUACUAAUAAGUCAAAGAUCAAGUAGAUCGUUUUGCAUGUGGUUCAUACAUAUUCAAACGUUUCUAGUAUUGGAGAUAUAACGCACAAUUGGCGAUCAGGGGCCAGUUGUUCGAAAGGCUGUUAAAUUUAACGACUCGUUAUCAGAUAUAACGGACCGUUAAAUUUAACAGCCUUUCGAACAACUGACCCCAGGCCUUCGCGGUCAUUUGUCAAGGUUUCUGAAUUCGAAUCACGUGCCCGUCAUCUCACGGGGUUCCAAACCUUGCAUUGGGUGUAUAAUUAUUUCAUGUGAGGAAGUCAUCACGCUGGCUUAUGUAAAUUGGGUAUUUUUAUCAAGGUGCCCUCCUGUUCCUGAAAUAUUGCUCAGAGGGACACCUGGGGUUAUCCUCCCCUACGAAAUGUUGGAAAGUCGAAAUAUGACCUAAAGUUUAACCCAAUAGAAACAUAAACCGUGCAUAUAAAGAUGACUGUUUUGUGUGAGAAAAAUGAAUAAAAACGUUUAUUGCAUUCAUGUUUUAUUAUCCUCCAUUAUUUACUUUAUAGUUAUAUACGCUAUAUAUCGUAAACAUACUCGAUGUUUAUCAUAAUAGACUCCGUAAUCUUUUCUCUGGAUUAUAAUUCCGUUAUCAGUGUACGUGGCAUUUCAAUAUGUCCUUAUCUCUAUACACUAUAUAUGUUCAACAAACAGUAUCAUAGAUAACUGAUGAAUGUAUUCAUAAAAAUGGGGAUUUCAAAAUUAACCCUCUUGGGUGUCGUGCUCAGCCUUUGCUCCGUCGCUGCUAAGAAAGGUAACCAUGGCAACAAUCAACUACUUAAAAGGCUUGAAAUACUGGAGGACUAUCAGAAACGCAGCGGGACCAGAAUUAGCAAACUAGAAGACGAUUUUCAUGUACAAACCAGCGUCAUUGAGGAACAAAAUAAAACGAUUCAUCACCUAGAAGAAACUGUUCAUAAGCUGAAAUCAACUAUUGAACAUGCAUACCGUAUUUCAAGGCGUAAUCGACGAAACAUUUCGUUAAUUAGAGGCAUUCUGUUAAAACAGGACUUUAAAGACGGAUCUGCAGUAACUUCAGUUAACAAUGAUAUUUCAAAGACACAUUUUCUUAACCAACAUAAUGAUAAAAAUGACAACUCAAACCACGAUAAACACGUCCAAAAGCAAAACCACAAAACAAACAUCCAAGAACAUUCCCAACAGCAAAAUCACAAAACAGAUAUCCAUGAGCAUUCCAACCAUCAAAAUCGCAAAACAAACACCCAUGAGCAUUCCCAUCAGCGAAAUCACAAAACAAAUAUCCACAACCAUUCCCACCAACAAAAUCACAGUACAAACACUAAUGGACAUUCCCGAGAGCAAAAUCAUAAAACAAACACACAUGGACAUUCUCACCAGCAAAAUUACAAACCAAACAGCCUUCAAAAUUCUCACCAUCAAAAUCUUAACAAAAACACCCAUCAGCAUUCUCACCAGCAAAAUCACAAAGAAAACAGCCAUCAGCAUUCUCACCAGCAAAAUCACAAAGCAAACACCCAUCAACAUUCUCACCAGCAAAAUCACAAAUCAAACACCAGUCAACAUUCUCAUAAGCAAAAUCACAAAACAAAUACUACAAAAAGCAUCGACAAGUCCCCACGAAACCACAACCACCACAACCACCACAAAACCCAACAUACAACGAUACUAACAAACGCACACUACAAGCAGUAUGAUCAGUAUUUGCAAUCUCAAAAACAAAACCAUCACAUGCCUCCCCAUAGCGAGCAUAGAGGGCAUGCCAAUUUGCACAGCAAGUCAGAAUCGCAGAACUUAGUAACAAAACACCAACAUAAACAAAAUAGAAACGCUUCUAAUGUCGAUGGUCACGUGGAGCGUUACCAUAAACAUUCAAAUAAAUUAAACGGGAAAGAAAGAAGUGGUUCAAGCCAUCAGUAUGAAAACCAACAAACACGACACACGUUUUCGGAUGAAUCAAGCAAUGGACGAAGACCUUUGAGGACUCAAAGACAGGCAUUUGGUGGGAUUGCAUUUUCUGUCUACUUGGAUCAUGAUGCCACAGUUGCUCAACACCAAACUGUGAAAUUUAAUAAGGUUAUCACAAACGAUGGAGGCGGUUACAGUGCUCAGACAGGAGUUUUCACGUGCGCUGAGGGAGGCGUUUACAUGUUCACGUUUUCUAUUGGCCAAAGGGACCAAGGUCAUUACAUGUGGGCGGAGCUUAUGGUGAACAGUAAGAACAUGAUUGAUGCUGUCGUUGACACCUAUCACCCAGCCCAGGAUUUACAAGGCGGCAAUACGGUAAUUUUGAGACUGAAUGCAGGCGACAGGGUCUGGAUAGAUGCUACACAUAAUGGCAGUCACGUGGAGGGAAGUGGAACUCUGAGACUAACAACAUUCUCUGGACUUUAUCUGUACUCUUAAUAUUUAUUGUACACGUUUAUUUCUCAUAAAAAGUAAUACUGACAUCCAGUAUCAAUUUAUAUCAUAGUUGCUUAGAUGCAUUAGAUAAUUAUUACCCCUUCAAAGAAUAUACACAUUACUUAUUAAAGAGCUAGAAAUAAACUUGUGCAAAAUCAAUUCACAACAGUAUUGAUUCGAGUAUUUGUUAGCUACAAUAUCUAUUCAAUCUUAUUUUAUGCAUUAUUACUUUACAAACAAUUUAUACAGGCUAGUAAAGAAAUAAAUGCUUGUUUAUUUUGACGCGUAAACAUUAUCUUAAAGUUGAAAACCUGUUUACCGCUAAUCAGAUCAACAGUUGUACAGUUCAGCGGCGCGUAAGACGUUGGAAGCGGGUGGGGAAGUAGGUGAGGAAGCGCGUCAAGAGGUUGUGCAUUGCUGCGAAUUAAACCCAACACAUCCUGACCCGAACUCUGCAUCGCAACAAAUUUGUGUGCUGCCAAAAUAUGAACACACUAGGUUUCCACUGACGAACCCAUUGCGUAGUUAAUAACACUAAACACAUGACCCGCUCUUAUAAUGAAAAAGAAUUAUAUCAAUUAGAGAUAGCACCUAUAGUUUUAAAUUAUGAAAAACAAUUAAAAACAAAUGAACUAAUUUUGGGUAGUUAUAUAACAUUUAAGACCAAGCAUAAUACUAAAGUCUUGAUUUGAUCAUUAUUUGUUAUUUAAUUUUCCUGUAUCCACUCUUGCAGAUAGUACUACCUAUCAAACCAUUGAUAUGUAUUUAAUUUCUUAUUACAAAAUCCUGGACUUUUGCAAAAAGAACUUAUCUGACUUUGACAAAGUUGUCAAAUGAAUAUAUAUUGUCUGACAUCAAUCAAUUCAGAUCCACCUUUUAAGCUGAAAUUCAGAUAUACAUGUAAUGUUAUUUGUACCAUAUCACGCAUCAUAAAUAAAAAUAACGAAAAACUCUUCAAUAUUUGCCUACAAUGAAAUGACUUAUCAACAUGUUUUUAUCCAUACAGUUAGUUCAUUGUUCCUUUUAACUGGUGUCAUGCAGGUGCAUGGAUAAAUGAAAGGUAUUCAAUGAUUGAUCUCUAGUACUAUAUCUAUAUCAAUCAACUGGUAUUUGAAUUUGUCUAUAAAACUUUUAACGCGGUUUUAAGACACUUGAAAAAUUGUAUGAAUUCCAAAUGAAAACAAAAUAUUUUGUUUAUAAGAUUGUUUGUCUUUUACUUGAUAAAUAAAUAAUAAAUUCUAAUAA
Mercenaria mercenaria is the source of this 5149-nucleotide messenger RNA. Its product is annotated as GATA zinc finger domain-containing protein 14-like. The transcript has 5 exons. NCBI's taxonomy places the organism in Eukaryota, Metazoa, Mollusca, Bivalvia, Venerida, Veneridae. The record is from RefSeq and is a predicted model, not a curated record. Gene Ontology annotation, molecular function: protein binding. The coding region runs from base 2192 to 3907 and encodes 571 amino acids.